Molecule: messenger RNA, 894 nt
Organism: Scleropages formosus (Asian bonytongue)
Lineage: Eukaryota; Metazoa; Chordata; Actinopteri; Osteoglossiformes; Osteoglossidae
Gene: c9h19orf25
Product: chromosome 9 C19orf25 homolog
Exons: 3
Coding region: 450-770 (106 amino acids)
Source: RefSeq, a predicted model, not a curated record
GCUUACACGUGCUGUGAAACGGUUUAAUCGUUUUGUGGCUGUCACAACGUUGUACUGUAAUUCAUCUCUUUUGUUAAAGAAAGAAACCCCCAAUACUGAUAAAUAUGACUGUCAGGCAGUAAUGUGAAGUUGCGAGAGCGAGCUGAAGAUGUACGGACCGAUGUAAGCGGGUUCUGUUAUGGUCACGUGCCACACGUUGGCGAAUGGCGAGAAGACGGACGUGGCGGCACUGACUGGGAGAAAGUGACACCGUACGUGUGGCCUGUACGCGAAAGCCGUGGGUGUACUGCACAGCAGUCUCCACAAUUGGCAGGUCAGCCACGCAAGUACUGUACGGUAUCACGGCAGAGUGGAAGCAGAGCGUUGAUUUUAUUGGUUUCCCGGAUUAGUGUGCAGCAGUGUACUACUUGAGAGUCGUAAUCCAGCUGUGUGAGGAGGUAGGAGGGAAGAUGGCGUCCAAAAACAAAAAGAGAGUGAUCCUGCCGACGCGACCCGACCCGCCGUCCGUGGAGCAGAUCCUUGAGGAUAUCGGCAGAGCGUGUGCGAGCGACCCGGUGUUCAGCGUGGUGCAGGACAGCGCUGCAGAUGUUAAGGGAGGGUCAACGGAUGCUGCCGUGGGCAGCAGAUACGAGCAGAGCCGCCGAUACCUGGAGCUCAACAAGUGGCUUCUGGAGGCACAAGGAGAGCUUGUGAAGAAGAGGGAGGAGCUUAGAGCGGCUGGGGAGCAGCUGGAGUGCACCGUGGCUGAGGUCAAAGGACGAGCUCUAUAAAGAGCCUUGAUUGGUGGCCUUUGCCUUAUUUUGACAUAGCUUCCAAAAAGAGAAAUCAAAUGACUGAAGACUGCUGAUGAACACAUUAUGAACUCCUACAUUUACUGAAGGAGCAAUGGAAAAG